CAAGUGGUGUUCGUCAGGGCUGUCCACUCUCUCCAUUCUUGUUCAACUUUGUCGUCGACGUACUUUUAGAGAUAACACUCCUCAUCUAAAUUUCCAGGGGUUGAACUUCUACCGGGAGGUUCACUUGUUGACUUAGAAUAUGCAGAUGACAUAGUUUUAUUUGGUGAAGACGCUGACAAAUGCAGUCUUAUGACCACUCUAAGCAACAAUGCAAGCAUGCUUGGGAUGCGAUUCUCCCCCUCAAAAUGCAAAAUGUUGCUUCAGGAUUGGGUUGCAUCGACACCCGAACUAGUGAUAGGGAGUGAAGUAAUUGAGUGUGUCGACAGCUUCAUUUAUCUUGGAAGUCUCAUCAGCCCUUGUGGUCUGGUGUGUGACGAAAUCUCAGCACGGAUACAGAAGGCUCGACUAGUUUUGCCAACUUGUGUCAUUUAUGGUGUAGGCGAGAUAUCCGUCUACCAACCAAAGGACGUGUUUACUGCGCAGCAGUUCGUUCCGUCCUACUUUAUGGCAGUGAAACAUGGCCGGUAAGAGUUUAGGAUAUCCGUAGGCUACUAUUAUUUGAUCAUAGGUGUCUUCGAAACAUUGCUCGUAUAUCAUGGGACCAUCGAGUAAGUAACACAGUUGUUAGGAAACGGGUACUAGGUAAGGAUGGCAAAUCAAUUGAUGAAGUAGUGAAACUUCAUCAGCUGAGAUGGCUGGGACACGUGUUACGUAUGCCCAACAACCGACUGCCUCGACGUGCUAUGUUCAGUGGUAUAGGAGUAGGUUGUAAGAAAGCUAGGCGCGGCCAAACCAAAACAUGGCACAAGUCCAUGAAGUCACUGACAAGUGGACUGAGCCAUGUUGGUAGGUGUCGACUGCCCGGUUGGGGACCGCAAGAUGAUAGCAACCGAUGAAUAGAGACCCUGAAUGACAUGGCUCAAAAUGGUUUGCAAUGGCGCAGGUGCAUCCACUCUCUGUGUUCUCCCAAAUUCUAAUCUUCUGAAUUCUUCAUGUCCCUCUUUUCCUCUUUCCAAAUUUAUUUCACUGGAUUAUACUUUUUAAAUAACAUCUCCAAACCCUAAUCUUCCCGAUUACUGCUUAUACUCUUAUUACCUCUACCACUAUGGGAUUUAAAUCGACAACUGCAUCUCUGUGCUGUGGUGUGGCAACUCGAACUGAUGUACGUACGUACGAAGUUCUACGUUGUUACUGACUGACUGAACCGUGCUGUCUACACUUAUCUGCAUAGCUCAGCCCAAUGGUCAAUGACUCCAUGGACUGGUGCCGUGUCUUAGUUUCACCUCCCACCGGUCUCUCACAUUCUAUUCCUACACCAGACAUCCCUGUUGAAGGAAGCGGUAGUUGGACAUACUCAAUGCGUACCAAUAACCUUAGGUGACCAUUGCGUAGGCUUUUUAUCGGGCUGAGUUUAAGCUGCCUACGCUCCUUAUUGUGUUCAGGCCAAGACGUGAUGAAUUCUCGAGCAUCCAUCAGUUCAGUGGGCGCUGCUGAAAUCCAUUGAUAUCUCUUCACGUUCUGGCCCAAGUUACUGGUAGGUAUCACAGCUGUUUGAGCACCAUGUCCGACUGCCUCGGAAUGAAUAUCACUCAUGAUUGACUAGUUGUUCCUGAAAUAUGUUCAUUAAGUUGAACCUCAGGGGUUUUGUUGUGCCUUUCCUACGUCCAGUAAGAUGCAGCUAAAUACGUGCUCGCACUAGACUGCGACUCCAGUCUAAACAUGCGUCCCAGUACGGUCGACAGCCUACUGUUGAUCCCCUCCAACGACGUCUGAUGGCGAUGUGGUCUAUUUGCGUCCAUCGCUGAUCCGAUUGUGAGGUCGCCGUAUCAGAUGGUGUUUAAAGUUGGCGCUUGUUAUAACCAAGCUGCUAUUUGUGCGUAAUUACUGCAUCCGUUUGUCGUUAUCUGUUCUGCGAGCCGCAAUACCGUAAGACCCACCUAACUGACUUUCAGUUUGAUUUAAACUAUCUACCUAAAAAUAACAAUUACCUCCCACCAGGACUAUAUCUGAGCGUUUGGCUUUUUGGAGGUCGGAAGGCUUUCCAUGAAACUCACCUUCUCCUUGAUCCAAAGCGUAGGCAGAGGCAACGGUAUGCCCUCAUAUUAUCGAGGUUUUGUCCCGUUUAGUCGGACAGCACAAAAGCGACUGUCUGUCAGAGUCCAGUUCAAGAAAACUUGUUCUGAUUGUGAACUUAGUGCUAUAGCCUGAUAUACGAGACCGCUGCAUUGGAGAUCUGCAGACGGUGUUCUGGAGUCCUAUCUUUGUUAUCCUGCUGUGAUAUUCGGCACGUUUUAUUAUUGUGAUCUCCAUUAUUUGCAGUUUAUUACACGGUUCUAGCGGACCAGAGAUAACAUUUCUUUUAAAGGUCUUACAAUCAGAGACGAAAGUCUUUAGGUUUAGUUGUGACAUUUUUAGACAUCGACAUUUCUUACCCCUCUCCGUUGUUUGGAGUCACCAUCGUUUCAUAUAUUGGUUAUAUGAGCCAUGCAUUUGUGCGGUCAGUGGUAUUACUUCUUUCUCGAACAUUAAGUUGCUGCUCUUAAUGGUACUGUUGUUUUCAAAUCAUUUGACUCGCAUGGUAGGACCUGCAGGAACAAAAGUCUGAUCUAGUGCAUCUCGAUUGAGUCAUUAUGAUAGGUAGCCUAAACCAACACGUUAGUGUAAUUGCUACAUUUGGACAAUAGAUAAUAAGGCCAAACUUAUUACCGUUGUAGAUCCACUAAUGUACAUUUGGAAUUCAUAUUUUUGUCAAUGUUUUUUAAUGUAUUGUGACUUUUAAUCAGAUGAUAGCUAAAAUGAACUAUUAAUCCGGUUAUUAACUAAUGUCUAUUGUUUUUCCAGCUAUGUGGCCUCAUUUCUCCGCUGCCGCCUGGACAAAAUCCCUCAUUCAUGGCCCUCCACCAUCCGUUGAGGAAAAAGUGGAUAAUUCUGAUGGCUGGGGAGCCCUAGCUCGACAGUGGGCUCAUCAGCGUAGUAGCCAAUUGCAGCCUCAUUACACUAACAACGUAGCUCUACCUCCUCCUCCUCCUCCACCUCCACCUCCACCCCCACCACCCCCUCCUUCUCCGCCUCCGCCACCAAUCGCUUUUAUACCAGCAACUCAAAUCCAGUCAAAUACAAGCAACUUAGUUUCCAAUGCAUCCAGAGUUGACUCCAGCCACCUAUUAAUCCAAAACUCCCUAUUAUGUGCACAAGAGAACCCCCUUCCCUCACAAAGUAUGUGCUCAGUACCUGAACAUCAGGGGGCUCCACAGAGUUCUUGGUCUUCAUUCGAAAAUUCCAGGGUCUCGCAAAAUUCGUGGUCUACAAAUAGCGGUCAAGCAUAUUCACAGAAUUUGUGUACGGCACCUGGAUAUCAUGGUCCUCCUCAAAGUGCUUGGCCAUCCUAUAAUAAUCAUGAGCGUUCCCAGAAUGCUUGGCCUUCACAAGCAAGCUUACAAAGCAAAUGGUCGGCACAUGAAAGUCACUCUUAUGGUAACAAAGUUCCACAGGGAUAUAGUAAUACCAUUUCCCUGCCAGGUCCUUCGUCUCAAUAUUAUGAACAUAAUCACCAUCAAAUCAAUUAUCCUUCCAGUGAAAAUUCAAACAAUCCUGGUAUACAUUGUAAGUCUUAUGAGGAACAGUAUUACAGUGUGGGGAGUGGCCAUACGGGUCAAAACACACGCUAUCAAAAGAGAUGGACUCAAAAUGAUCAGGGUGAUUGCGAUUAUGGUUCUCACGCUUCAGAAGUUUAUGAUUAUAACCAUUCUUACUCUCUUGAAAGGUCAUUUAACUCGUCAGCUGUCAGACCGGCUAAUCCUUAUAACCAACCCUAUCCACGUUCUAACCAGAAUAAUCGUAGCAUGUGGCCUAGAAAUCCCGAGUCUUUCCAACCCGUAGAAAGCUUUCCUCCACCUGAGCAAUUCAACGAUAUGCACCUUCACCGUCCGAGUUAUCAAUAUCAAGUGAGAGUUGUGGGUUUGUUUGGGGUUUACUAAUUUAUGGGUUUCAAAGAAUUUCGUUUUUAAGUGUCCUAUGUGCUUAAAUAUUUCUUUGAAUCCAACCAGUAUUAUUUUAAAAAGAUAUCCUUUGUAACAUCGCUUAUCAAUUUGUAACUAAUGUACUGCAGAUAAAUUAUCUUGUGUGGUAAGUUGAGUUUGUUGGUUAAAACUCUUGUCGUUAGUAAUAUUGGAGCUUAUUUUGAGGAUCUUGUUAACUGUAGGUUCAAACCUAGUUGUAGUAUGAGGUUUAAUGAUUUGAUGCUCUUUUUUGUUUAGGGAAAUCACUACUUAAGACACAUGGAUGUUUAGUAUUUUAAUUUUUUAAUGAAUUAAUCAUGUUCAAGUGUAGAUCGUUUAACUGUAGCACGUUGUGAGCAAUGAAACUACAAAAUUUUAAGCAUAUUACAUUAUUCUUAGAAAUUCAUUGCUUGUAAAUAUUGCUUCUUGAAGUAAGUUAUUAAAAAGAGAUAACAUUCCUCUUUACUUUUAUGCAGGAUGAACCUAAAUAUAUUCCUCUCAGUGAAGAUACAUCAGUGAAUGAAGGUAAUCAAUUCCGUGGAUGUCAUGAUCACGACUACCGCAUAACAAUACAGAGUCCUACAGUUCCGUCUGGUAGUAUGGAAGAAAAUUGGAAGGAUGUGGAUACUCGUCCUAUUCUGCCUAGCGACAGUGGUCACACAAGCCCGGCAAUAUUUCCGUCGGCUAUUGCAAAUAAAGCCUUGGCUGAUCCUAGACCGAUUUCGCUUAUCCCAACUCCCAUUAUUGAAUCUUCGUGUAAGCCCAGAGGUCGUAUCACACAUCUGCCCGUUCCGGAACACCUAAUGACAGCUUUCGAGGAAGCUGCUGCAAGCACUGGAGUUUGGCCUCCAAAAAAUUUAGAACCAGAACAAACCGGAGGUGGUAAUACCAAACCUCGUGCUCUCCCCGCAUGGCUUCGUGAUGAAUUAGAGAAAUUGGAAAAGAAAAAAGCUAAAGAACUGGCCGCUGUAUCUGGAGCUACUGUUUUAGGGGCUGCUCCUGAUGCUAAAAGGGAUGAUGAAGGUGAUAUCGUUAUGGAGGAUGAAGCUAAAACUGAUGUCCAAACACUAAAAUCUCUAUUGAACAAUAAUGAGGAAUCAGAUAGUGAUGUCAAAGAACAGGGAAGUCCUUUUGAUGUCUCAAGUAAUCCUGUUGGUGACCUCCAAUCCCCGUUUUCAUCUCGAAGUCAACCUCCUGCGGAAUCAGAGGAAAUCUCAAACCCUGAAACUGCGGUAAAACAACUAACUACAGAUAAUUCUCAAAAUAUUUUACCCAACACUCCUGCAUCAUUAACGGUAAGCUCAUUGAAGCUUGUAAGCAAAUUUCAGUGCUUAAUCGUCAAGCUACUGUAUGGUGAUUUGACUUCUCGUAGCUAUAUUCCACAUUUGAACCAAAAGUCCCAGAUAUCCCAUUAAUGCAUUCGUUUGACACUUUCAUCAAAUCGCUUCAUUGUAUUGAGAAGAGUAGGAUUUGAAGCAAUUUAAUGAUUUUUAGUUUAUGAGAUUUUAAAAGGGAAGUUUUUGGAAAGUAUCAGGUAAAGCUAGCUGAACUUUCCAAAAACUAACUAUUGUAUUGUCUAGCGCUUUGAACAAUUGACGCAUAUUGUCAUUAAAUAUGACUUUAUUGAAUUCGAUGCUACCUCACACUCAUUCUCUGCCACAUGUUUGAUAUGUAUUUGGUUUUGCGAAUGUUGGAACUGCCGUAUUCGGACUGGUGCACAACAGCCUACACAUCUGCUAUCCCUUCAAGAAUUUCAUGAGUUGUUCGCAUCACUAUCGGACGAAGAACAAAGGACUGAAACGGUAAGAAAAUAUUGUAUCCAAUAUAUUUUCCCAAACGCAAAUAAAUAUUUUUUUGAUUUUCUAGAUAUUUCUUACUUAAAUUAUGGAAGGUUGACAUUAACGUAUCAAUUACCAAGCUUAUGACUUUCAUAACAAACUUAUAAAGAUGUAUUUUUUCUAACCUAGUAGUAAUUGUUUGUGCUGAUCGGAAUUUUUUCCAACCUAAAAAAGUAUUUAGAAACACGAUGUUGGUGAACUUGUACACAGAUCGGUUGCUUCACUUUAAACAACUGUGGUCUCACAUGAUAGGUGUAGCUCAUAUCCUAGUACAUAAGUUAAUAUUUAUAUUUACUUUGAUUUUAUUCAGCUUAAUCUUUAGUAUUUUAUUCAAUUAUGUUCUGUGAGCAAGCUUUUUUCUUUGAAUUGUUUGGAAUGGUUCAUUUGGUCAUUGUGAUUUCACUAAAUGUGAUCACCAUGAAGCCUUAGACCUAGUUACUUGUCAGGAAUACACAUUCGCUGAUAUUCAUCUGGAGAAUCAAACCUCCAUCGCUGUUUCAUAAUCAAAGACGUUUCUUCUGAAAUAUUCAAAGUGCGACCGAUAUAUUGGACGAAAAAGUCGACACUAAUCGAUCAUUACUUAGGACCAGGUAGACAUGGAAUUGAUAAUUUGUCAGUGAUCUGUGAAUCGCUGUCAAACACUGCGACGUUAGAAGCAAGUUGUUUUUUUUGUGCUAGUAAUGUCGUUUGUGUGAUAGUGGUGGGGUUUUCAUUCGAAACUUUCAACUGUCAAUCAACACAAUCCAGCUACUCUUCUGGAUCUCUGAAAGUUUGAGCAGCCAAAUAAAUACCAUUAUUUCUCAGACAAUAUACCUGUUCUAGGCUAGUGAUUAAGUAUGCUUAGAUUUUCAAGAUGGUGUUAUAGUUGUUCUUCACAUAACUAGGUUUAUAAGUAAAGAAUAUUAGCCGUGAAUAAUAUCUGUUUACGAUCUAAUGUUCUUUCCAAAACAAGACUUAAUAAAUUUGAAUAAUCAGUAGAUUUCAUCCGGUUUUACAGGCUCGUUUUAUUACCCGGACGCUGACGGAGGCUCUACUGGCUGUUACAACUGAACUCAUUGACGCCAUAGUAGAAGAAGUAAUGACAGAAGCGGUUUCAGGAAAAUCGCAUGUUCUACCAUUAGAAGACUCUCCAUAUGUUGAGAUAAAAUCCCCAAUUCUAGGGUUAGUCUCUUAUAAUAGUGAAAGUGAGUCAGAAUCUGAGCAAAACGUGCUGGAAAGUAAACUACCCACAAGUAAUAUAUCAGGUAUACUACCAGGUGAUGUUCCUGAUGAUAUAAAGCAUGAUUAUACAUCACAGAAUAGUCCUAGUAACGAAAAUAAUAAAAUUGUCACUGAAAGUGGGAAAUUUCAAACUGUACAAGAAAAGUAUUAUGAAAAGCAAUCUUAUUCUUCCAGCAUUCAUCAGAAAUCUUCUAAACGCCAUAAAAAUGAGAAAGAAACGGAUACGGCCGUCACAAUUUCACAUUCGCAUUCCAAACAUUCACAUAGAAGGAAAACAAAUUCACGGCAUUCCCAUCGUAGUCGUAAGAGGGAUUUUCGUGAUUGGUCAACAGCUUCUUCAGAAUCUUCAAGUUCGAAUCAUGGGAACCAAAAAGUAGGACUCUCUCGAUUCAGUCGAUCCUCAGAAGAUCACAGUGAUAAUGUUCGGUCACCAAAACCUUAUUUUACGAAGUCCAGUCAUUCGAAACAUUCUCAUCAUAAAAGUCAUCAUUAGAUUUGUACACUUUCCUGUACUAAGUGUUAACCUGUCUUUGGUUUGCACUUAUAAUCUUUAGUUCACAAGUGAGAUUUCAGACAGGUAAUUUAAUCAUUUGGUAUGGAAAUAUUCGGUUUCCCAACAAUACAACUGUUAAUAUGAUCUUAAUUUCUUUUUCAUAUAAAUAUGUGUACAAAGUACGAAUCAUUUGUCUACUUAAAAAUAAUCUACUGCCAGUCUCCAUCUUAUUCUUUGUCUUACUGAUUGUGCUAGCUUUAGUCGUAACGUGAACAAUAUCGAUUUUCGAAUUAUUUUU
This is a messenger RNA of Schistosoma haematobium, 7848 nucleotides long. RefSeq lists its product as uncharacterized. The transcript has 6 exons. The record is from RefSeq and is a predicted model, not a curated record. Lineage: Eukaryota; Metazoa; Platyhelminthes; Trematoda; Strigeidida; Schistosomatidae. Bases 2823 to 3977 code for a protein of 384 amino acids.